CCACAUUGAGACUGCAGGCAGGCAGUACAGAUCGGAGACAGCGACCCGACACCGGUUGGUCAGCGGUGGGGAUUAUGACCACAGUAGCCCAAUUUAAGGGAAGCUACUUCGCUGGACUUUUUGUGCAAACUUAGCUGUACGCGUCUUGUAUUAUCAAUAAGACAGUGGUUUAAGUACGACAGAAGUGAAGUUUGAAGACUGACCUCGAAGAUGUCUGUGGUGGGAUUUGACUUGGGUUUUCAAAGCUGCUAUGUAGCUGUAGCCCGAGCCGGUGGGAUCGAGACAAUCGCCAACGAGUUCAGCGACAGAUGCACACCGUCAUUUGUCUCAUUUGGACCACGAAGUCGAUCGAUAGGAGCUGCUGCGAAGAGCCAGGUGGUGACCAAUUGUAAGAACACAGUUCAGGGCUUCAAGCGAUUCCAUGGCAGGGCCUUCUCCGAUCCCUACGUUAUGUCGGCCAAGUCCAACCUGGUGUACGACCUCGCGCAGAUGCCCUCUGGAUCGACUGGUAUUAAGGUGAUGUAUAUGGAGGAGGAGAGGUUGUUCAGCGUGGAGCAGGUGGCUGGCAUGCUGCUGACCAAGUUGAAGGAAACUGCUGAGAGCGACCUGAAGAAACCAGUGGCUGACUGCGUCAUCUCUGUUCCCUGCUAUUUCACCGACACAGAGAGAAGGUCUGUCAUGGACGCUGCCCAGAUCGCCGGCCUCAACUGUCUGCGACUAAUGAACGAGACCACAGCCGUGACUCUGGCUUAUGGCAUCUACAAGCAGGACCUGCCAGGUCUGGAAGAGAAGCCCAGGAUUGUUGUGUUUGUUGAUGUGGGCCACUCUGGUUACCAGGUGUCGGUUUGUGCCUUCAACACGGGAAAGCUUAAGAUCCUGGCAACGGCGUUUGACUCCGAGCUGGGUGGGAAGGACUUUGAUGAAAUCCUGGUGAAUUACUUCUGCGAGGACUUCGCCAAGAAGUACAAACUGGAUGUCCGGUCCAAGCCUCGCGCUCUGGUGCGUCUCUACCAGGAGUGUGAGAAGCUUAAAAAGCUGAUGAGUGCCAACUCGUCCGACCUUCCCCUCAACAUCGAGUGUUUCAUGAAUGACAUUGACGUGUCCAGUAAGCUCAACAGAGGUCAGUUUGAGGAGAAUUGUGCGGGGCUGUUGGCCAAAGCGGAGGCUCCCCUGCGCAGCGUCAUGGAACAAGCUAAGUUGAAGAAAGAAGACGUGUACGCAGUGGAGAUCGUCGGCGGCGCCUCCAGAAUUCCCGCCAUCAAAGAGCGCAUCAGCAAGUUCUUCGGCAAAGAGCUGAGCACCACUCUGAAUGCAGACGAGGCCGUGGUCAGGGGCUGUGCACUGCAGUGUGCCAUUUUGUCUCCAGCCUUCAAAGUCAGAGAGUUCUCCAUCACGGACGUUGUCCCUUAUUCCAUCUCUAUUAAAUGGAACUCUGCAGCAGAGGAAGGACAGAGCGAUUGUGAAGUUUUCCCAAAGAACCACGCGGCUCCCUUCUCCAAAGUGUUGACCUUCUAUCGGAAGGAGGCCUUCGUCCUUGAAGCAUACUACAAAAACCCCAAGGAGCUGUCGUACCCCAGCACCUCCAUAGGGCAGUUCCUGAUCCAAAACGUGGUCCCUCAGUCGUCUGGAGAGAGUGCCAAGGUGAAGGUCAAAGUUCGAGUCAACAUUCACGGCGUGUUUAGCGUGUCUAACGCCUCCCUAGUAGAGGUGCUGAAAGCGACAGAUGGAGAGGAGCCGAUGGAAACCGAUCAGACUGUGAAGGAUGAGGAGAGCAAAAUGCAUGUAGACCAGGAAGAUCAAAAAGCAGUGCCGGGUGGAGACAAGAAAGGUGACACAGAAGAGAUGGAGAUGGUGACGGAGGAAGGCAAACAAGAGAAGAAAAACGAGCCUCAGGCAAAGAAGCCCAAAGUGAAAACAAAGACGGUGGAGCUGCCCAUCGAGACCAAUUUGUGCUGGCAGCUGUCCACUGAUGUGAUAAAUAUGUUUGUGGAGAAUGAGGGCAAGAUGAUAAUGCAAGACAAACUGGAGAAGGAGAGGAACGACUCAAAAAACAAUGUGGAGGAGUAUGUGUACGACAUGAGAAACAAGUUGUUUGGCCCCUUGGAGAAGUUUGUCAAUGAAGCGCAUCGUGAUGCAUUCUCAUUAAAACUUGAGGACACAGAGACUUGGCUGUAUGAGGAUGGAGAGGACCAACAGAAGCAAGUUUACAUUGAUAAACUGGCAGAACUGAAGAUAAUUGGGCAACCUAUUGUUGAGAGAGCCAUGGAAGCUGAGGAGCGACCGAGGGCAUUUGAGGAGCUGGGCAGGCAAGUCCAAAUGUACAUGAAGAUCCUCAACGCCUACAAGGCAAAGGACGAAGAGUAUACACACUUAGACGAGCUGGAAGUGACCAGUGUGGAGAAGCAGGUGAACGAUGCCAUGGCGUGGAUGAACAACAAGAUGAAUCUGCAAAACAAUAAGGACCUCACGCUGGACCCGGUGGUCAAAGUCAGCGAGAUCCACGCCAAGUCCAAGGAGCUUUACUCUGCGUGCAACCCUGUCCUGUCAAAGCCAAAGCCCAAGCCCAAGGUGGACCCGCCAAAGGAGAAGACCAACAACGGGCCCACCAACGGGCAGGAGGGAACGACAGACGGCCAGCCUUCCGACUCGGACAAAAUCCCUCCCGCAGGCACAGAGCAGAGAACGGCGGAGAACAAGCCCCCUGAAAUGGACAUUGACUAACUUUUUGCGCUAUUUGCCCCGAUUACGUCGCACUUGUGAGGAUGCAACAGCGUUCCCUUAUCAGUACUACUCAUCGACUUGUUCUAUUUCUUCGUGACUUCAAACUAGUUCAUCUGUAAUGUUCACACUGGGAUACAUGAAUAUGUUUGCAGUAUAUCUUGUCAAGAGGCAAGUUGAAGAAUCGGGAUUGUUCUGAGUUCACGUCACGUGCAUUUUUAUCCACUUUAAAGUGCUGAAUGGUUUUUUUUUUGUAUUUAGAUUUAAAAGGACAGACUCAGUAUUUCAUUUGUUGUAUGGCUUUUCUCAUUCAUUUACAGUGUAAGAAUCUUCACUGGUUUGUUUUUUUCUGCAUAAUGCUCGCCCAGGUGCUGCUGUUGUUGCUACAUCAUUAAAAAAGCAAAUAAUAAACCUCGUUCAAAAGGU
Molecule: messenger RNA, 3144 nt
Organism: Phycodurus eques (leafy seadragon)
Lineage: Eukaryota; Metazoa; Chordata; Actinopteri; Syngnathiformes; Syngnathidae
Gene: hspa4a
Product: heat shock protein 4a
Exons: 19
Coding region: 211-2721 (836 amino acids)
Biological process (GO): protein folding
Cellular component (GO): nucleus; cytosol
Molecular function (GO): ATP-dependent protein folding chaperone; ATP binding
Source: RefSeq, a predicted model, not a curated record